GUGGCCAGCGGGCGGGGGCUGAAGUCCCUCCCCGGGUGGCGGUGAGCGCAGGGCGGCCAGGCUGCUAAAGGCUCCGGCAGCCAGAGGGACGAUGGUGGAGGGCUGGUAAACAUGGCGGUGCUCUCCGCGGAUGGGAGGUACGGAUUAAACUGUAGCACAGAGAGCGCCGAGGGUGUCACCGUAUUACAUGUAAAACUAACGGAGACGGCACUGAGAUCCAUAGAGAGCUACCAAAACUGUAAGACUGUACCUUCUUUGCAGCCAACAAUACAAUUCAAUGGACUCCAAGGGCGCAUUAAAAUUCCCAAGACUGAUUCCUCCAACUGUCACCAUUUUGAUUUCUACCUGUCUAAUGUGGGUAAGGACAACCCUCAAGGAAGCUUUGAAUGCAUCCACCAGUAUGAAUCAAGUUCAGGGGCUUCAUGCCUGUCAUUGCUGGCAACUGUACAGGACAAAGUCACAGUGUGUGCCACUAGUGAUUCCUACCAGGUCACCCGGGAGCGUAUGACCCAGGCUGUGGAGGACACCCGUGAACGUGGGACCAAAGUCAUAAAGCCUGGUAGCCAGUACAGAGGAAAACAAGUCCAUGUCCGUAAGCCGUCACUAUCAGCUAUGGAGGUGGUCCCAGAACGUAAGCGCUCCACACCAAUCAACCCAGCCAACACUAUACGCAAGUGCCUUGCCAGCAACCCUGUGUCCCAGCGACCAUUGCGAGACCGCAUUAUCCACCUGCUGGCACUCAGGUCCUACAAAAAGCUGGAAGUGCUUGCCCGUUUGCAGCGGGAUGGGAUCAAUCAAAAAGACCGUAGCUCUUUGGGGACAACUCUACAACAGGUGGCAAAUCUGAACCCCAAAGAUAACACAUUUAUGUUGAAGGACUUCAUUUACCGUGAUGUACAGCGAGACUGGCCUGGCUACUCUGAAGAUGAGAAGGUCCAAGUUGAUCGGAUCCUCAUUCGGAAAUUAGGUCCCUCUGCAGGGUCUGUCUCAUCCAGCAGCUCUCCCAAAGACAGUGUCCCUGCUUCUCCUCAGAAGCACCAGCUGGAGUUUGACUUUAUUGACCCUUUGGCACCCAAGAAAACCCGCAUCUCCCAUCUUAGCAGCCGAGGGCCAGGUGCAUCUUUGUCAUCGUCCUCAUCUGAUCGCCGUGAUGAUGAAGGCAGUACCAGUGAUAAACGUUCAUCCUUACCCUCCAUCACUUCAGGUCCUCUCUCUCACCCCCCUGUCUCUUCCCACGCUCCAGCACCUUCUCACCAGCAGCCCAGCCCAGCCUCCAGCUCCAAUUCACCCAGCACCCCAGAGGGCUGUGGCACCCAGGACCUGCCCAUGGACCAGGGAUCCUCUUGCAUGGAUCCUUCACCCAGCCCUUUCAGGUCCAACGGGUCCUUGCAGAGCCAUGUUCGCCAUUCAGUUCCCAGGCCAGUCACUUGUAACAGCCCUCCACCGAACGCCUCAGUCAUUGUUACUUCAACUGUCAAAAGAACCAGUUCUUCCGUAACUAGCUCUACUAACAAGAAGUUCAAGAAGAAAACCAAGAAGCAUAAAGAAAAGGAUAGAGAGAAAGAGACUAAGGAUGGCUGCAGUACUUCUUCCAGUGUAGCAAAGCAGGAAGGAAAGAGUCACAUUCACCAAAAAAAAAGCUGUGCUGUGGAAGACCAUGCAGAGGAUACUGGCAAGAACGCUCACACAGAUCAAGACUCUUCAGACAAACCAGUCCAGUCUUCAGACUUACCUAUCACCAUGGACUUGCCUGACUAUGUAUCGAAGUACACGCCUUUGGUGUCCAUGGACCAGCGACAAUGCUACAAGAAUGACUUCAAUGCAGAGUAUGAGGAAUACCGCCAGCUGCAUGCCCGCAUAGAGAGCAUCACCCGCCGCUUUACCCAGCUUGAUGCACAGUGCCGCAAACUGACACCUGGCACAAAAGAGCACCAGAAAGCACAAGAGGAAGUCUUGAAAGAGUACAACAUGAUGAAUCAACAUACCCCCAACUACCAUGAGGCCAAGCAGCGCUGCGAGUACCUGCACAACAAGUUGGCCCACAUCAAGCGGCUGAUAGCUGAUUUUGACCUGCGCAGAGCAAAGGCUUGGUCCUGAGGGUGCAGUGCCGCCCACCUCACAAAUCAGUAUUGAGAAGUCUCAAACCAGGAGGAGAUGCCUAACUGGAUCUCAUUUGUUGUUGCUUCUUCUCCACAGCAACCCCACUCCUGCUUUCCUUUUCUCAGGCAUCCUUCUUCGUAGCUUCUUUUCUAACCUUUGAUUCCACAGGCUCUGUUCUUGCCUGCACUCUUUAAAGCCUCACACUUACUUUAACCUCGUGUUUUUUUUUUUUGUUUUUUCUUCCACCCCUUUUUUUUUCCCCCUGAAUGAGCUCCAGCAGAUUUCCAUUCCACUGGACCAGCGGAAAGUGCAACAUGCAUGGAUUUAGGGAAAAACUUAUUCUUCUGAGUUAACUUUUGAAAAACUUUUAUCUUGAGGCAAAAACAGAACAAAAGUAUAUUUGAGCACCAGAGGAAAUAUUAACAUGUAUUUAAGAAAAAAAGAGGGAAAUCUAUUUAUUUUAGGGCUCAUAGUGCAAAAAAGAAGAGUCCACAGAUGAUUUAUGGUUCAACUCCUGUUCAUGCAAAAACAAAGUACCGUGGGCCUUAUGUGUGCGACUGGCAGGCAUUGUGUCAUCAGCACCAGUGGCUCUUUUGUCUCAGUUCCUUUAUUUUUCCACAUUUGCUGCAAAACUAGAAGAUAACUUUGCAUGGACACAUUGCGGUCACGCUGAUGCUGAUACUGAAACAAAGGGAAAAAAAAUGCACAGUAAAAAUCAACUGUGAUGCAGCAACAGUAUGUGUGCUCAGAUUGUAAAAUUUGUUUGUUCCAUGAGCUGAGGAGAAUAGUCCUUUAUCGUGGCCCCUGUCAUGGGGCCAGUAUUCCUACACAAACAGUGUUUCAGGGCUACGGUGCAUUAUAGGUGCCUUAAGGUGCUUACACACGAAAAAAGAUGAGCUAGGCCAGUCUACAGACUACACAAAGAACUAUAACUGCCUGGAAACAGGCUGUGUGUGCGCGUGUGUGCGUGGUAGCGCAAUAGGAUGGGAAUGUUGUGUGUGAUCUAAGUGCUAAACAAAAAUGUAUGUGCACACGUAUGGUUAAUGAGAGUAAGAGGAGGAAUAAAACAGUAAAGUGUUUAUUAAAAAAAAAAAGUGAUAAAUGUGAAAAACUUAAGAAAAAACAAAAAAGCUGCUACUGUGUUUGACCAGUGACAGUAUGCAAGAAUGCUGCUGGCUGGAGUAACGGAACAUGAUCUUAAAAGGGGGAGUGGGUGUUUAGUUUCCAGAAUUCAUCUCUAGGCUCUGGAACAGAGUGCACCUUCCCCUUUAGCUUUAUCCAAUGGACACCCCCCCCCCCCCCCCCCCCCACACACCUUGCUUUUGGAAGAGGCACAAAAGUAGGAGGAAAAAAAAAAAUCAUGCAUAAGAGGAUGACUGUAUUACGAUGUCAUUUUAAUUUUUUUCUGUUUUGAGUUGAAGAUUUCAGUAGAGCCUCUUUGUUUGUUUUUUUGUUUUUUUUCUCUCGUUAUCAACAAAUCAUGUUGAUGGAUGAAUUGGUUAUAUGAAAAUUGAGAAUUGAGUCUAUAUUUUCAACAAGCGAAAUGUUGAAAGUUUUCCAAUAAAAUUUAUUGCUAGCCCAGUGAGUAUGAAACAUUGAGACUGGAAUAUGUUUAAUUCCUUAAGAUUUAAUAAAAUAUUUUGGGAAGAUCUACUGUGUCCCUGGAAAAUGAACCUAGUCAGCACUUUGUCAGCAGCCUGACCUUCAUUUUUGUGCACACACAAAAGUGUGUUCUGUAUUGAAACAUUUCUUUUUUUAGUGAUGAUUGAGCAGUUGUCGUUCUCUCAAACAGCCCGUCUCUGCAGUGGACUGGCUGUUUUGUUUGUCUGUCAAAAUCAACAUACUUGCACAAGCUUCUCCAUUCAGUCAUCAUACUGCUUUAGUCAGCGAGAAGCUCUGUUCUGAGUUACUUUAAGUUAUUGUAUAGACAAAAUCAGCACUUGUGCCUUUGUGUCCUAAGGUCACAACACAUCCACAAGAGGUCAGGCUUAAUCUGGAUUACCAUUGCAGACAAUGUAGGCUUCAUAUUUUAGUUUAGUUUUCUUUGUUUCUACUGCAAUGGUCAUUUCUUCAAGGGUGUGUCAACACAGAUUAGAUGGUAAAGUGACAUGAGGCGGCAUUUGAAUUACUCUUUGUGAAGAGAUGACAUUUAAAAUUGGCCCAAUGUCAGUUUUGAAAUGUGAAACUAGUGAAAUCUAAUCCUGCCCAGAUGAAAAUGUCAUUUCAAUAAAAGGUUUUAUCUGGAAAA
Thalassophryne amazonica is the source of this 4348-nucleotide messenger RNA. It is a transcript of the gene ell2, whose product is annotated as elongation factor for RNA polymerase II 2. The transcript has 12 exons. The record is from RefSeq and is a predicted model, not a curated record. Gene Ontology annotation, biological process: transcription elongation by RNA polymerase II; positive regulation of transcription elongation by RNA polymerase II; snRNA transcription by RNA polymerase II. NCBI's taxonomy places the organism in Eukaryota, Metazoa, Chordata, Actinopteri, Batrachoidiformes, Batrachoididae. Bases 112 to 2097 code for a protein of 661 amino acids. Gene Ontology annotation, cellular component: transcription elongation factor complex. Gene Ontology annotation, molecular function: cis-regulatory region sequence-specific DNA binding.